AUGAGCGGACGAGGUUACGAAUACAAGAGCUCCGGCACCAACAGCGAGGGCAACCACUACUGCGCCCGCGACUACGGUAGCAGCGCUGACAACUCCAACUCCUACCACUACUCCAACACUGACGGAUCCUACUACUACUCCAACCCCAACGGCAGCACCUACCACAACAACGGCAAUGGCGGUUCAACCUACACCUCUCCCAGUGGUGACAGAACCUCGUCCGGCUACGGUGGCGGAAGCUCCGGUAGCUCGGGCAAGAAGUGA
Messenger RNA from Colletotrichum godetiae, 264 nucleotides. RefSeq lists its product as uncharacterized. Bases 1 to 264 code for a protein of 87 amino acids. Lineage: Eukaryota; Fungi; Ascomycota; Sordariomycetes; Glomerellales; Glomerellaceae. The record is from RefSeq and is a predicted model, not a curated record. The transcript has 3 exons.